This is a messenger RNA of Parnassius apollo (apollo), 750 nucleotides long. The record is from the annotation of a GenBank genome assembly. Lineage: Eukaryota; Metazoa; Arthropoda; Insecta; Lepidoptera; Papilionidae.
AUGAAACAACAACGCGAGAUAGAGAAGGAGAUAUCAGAGACUAUACCGCUUGUUGGUGAUCUUGAACCCCUAUCAACUUUAGAAUCGGAAUACACUGAAGACCCUAUAUAUCUAUUAAAAGUAAAAGACCUUUCCUCCAAGUACAAAUAUAUUAGAAGAACGCGUCCCGAUGGAAAUUGCUUUUUUCGGGCAUUCUCGUAUGCAUAUUUAGAACAUUUGUUAACUGAUAAAAAUGAGUACAACAAGUUCUAUGAAAUAGCUAAAAACUCAAAGGAAAUUUUGGUUGCAUUGGGUUUUCCUCAGUUCACAGUUGAAGACUUCUAUGAGACGUUUAUGGAAGUAGUUCAACGGGUUGGCGAGCAAGCUGGAGGCUCACCAGAAGCAAUAGAGCCAGUACGCAGUGAACUGCAUCAUAAGUUUAACAAACAGGGUUAUUCUGACUAUAUCGUAGUAUACCUACGUCUUGUGACAUCUGGGCAGUUGCAGACACAACAUGACUUCUACCAAAACUUUAUUGAAGGCCCUCGAACUGUUACCGAAUUUUGCAGACAGGAAGUAGAACCCAUGUACAAGGAAUCUGAUCACAUUCACAUUAUAGCACUGAGCAAUGCACUCAAUGUAGGCGUAAGAGUUAAAUAUAUGGAUCGUGGAGAAGGGAGCCAGGUAAUAGCGCAUGACUUCCCCGAAGGCUCGAAGCCAUUGGUGCACCUACUGUACCGGCCCGGACACUACGACAUUCUGUACGCGUGA